AUGCCAGUGCCUGACUGCGACGAGACGGCGACACUAGCGCUGAAUGCCCUGCGCACGGCGCUUCCUUCUUUGCGGCUCCUGGUCACAUUUGACGCCAAAGUGCAGGGCCUGGCUGCCGGCAGGGCACAGUUUUCGACGGCAGAUCACUCCGUGAACUUGGUCUAUGCCUCGGCUGUACCCAUCAACGCGUAUGUCAACGGCAUCGGGGCAGUGCAGAAAGAUUUCGGAGAUGCGAAGAUGCAGGAGUUUCAAAGCACCAUCGCCCGGCUCUUCCUGCUUGCCCAGUACUUUGGCUCGCUUCGCACAGCGGCGAACUUCGCGCGCGAGUCCGGGCGCCGGUCGAAAGUCUUCUUGAUGCCCUUAGGCGGAGGUGUCUUCCGGAAUCCAUGGGAAUCGAUUGUGGAGAGCAUCGCCCGGGCUGUGGAGCUGCUGCCCGAACAGGAUUUGGAAUGGCUGGACAUCGGGCUCCUCGUCCUCCGGCGUCCCUCGGGCGGCACAGACCUCCCAUCGGCAGAAGAGCGAAGCAUUGAGCUCCUCAAGUCCUUCCGGAAGUGGAAGCCCGACGCAUCACAUGCUUAG
Molecule: messenger RNA, 579 nt
Organism: Symbiodinium sp. CCMP2592
Lineage: Eukaryota; Dinophyceae; Suessiales; Symbiodiniaceae
Source: the annotation of a GenBank genome assembly